Messenger RNA from Phascolarctos cinereus (koala), 1233 nucleotides. RefSeq lists its product as uncharacterized. The record is from RefSeq and is a predicted model, not a curated record. NCBI's taxonomy places the organism in Eukaryota, Metazoa, Chordata, Mammalia, Diprotodontia, Phascolarctidae.
AUGUCCCUACUUUACCAACAGGUUGGAAGCCUGUUGGUUACUUUCAACCUGGUUUGGCCUGUCUGCCAAGACGGUUUUACCAGGAAUCACAGAACUGAAGAGUUGGAAAAGACUUUAGGGGCCAUUCAGUCUAACCCAUACACAGAAGGAAUCCUCACUGUAACAUCCCUGACAGUGUUUACCCCCUUGGCCCCUCUGAAGGACUCUGGUUUGUUUGGGGUUCUCCCACCCCCUCCAGCCCACAACAGAGCCAGAAUCCCGGCCAGCUCCAAUUCCAUUCCGCACGCAUUUAUUAAACGCCCACUUGGGCUCGGCGCGCGGCGCGGUGCUCCAUCUCCCGGGCCAGGUCGCUGCCCUCGGGGAGUUUACUAUCUAGUAGCUCCACCUCGGCCAGCCCACCCCAGUGGUCCCCGAGAACCUAGGCUCCGAUUUCUUCCCCUUCUCCACCCCCCACCCCCCAGUGAAAGCCGGAAACUUUCAUUUAGGAAUUCCCCGCCCCCAGAUCGGGAGUGCGGGCUGCGAGAGGGGAGCAGAGCAGAGCAGGAUAGGGGGCCCCCGAAGCGGCCCGUCUGGGGCUGCCUCUCCUCCGGAAGGCUUUCAUUUGCACAUUCGCCUUCAGCUGCGCUCCGAGCCGGGACCCCAGACUGUGCCUCGCGUCCCCCCGCGACCCCCUCCCUUCGGCCGGGUGGGGCUCUGGGAGGGAGCCAGUCUCCUCCUUCCCCCGCCCCCGAGUGGGGCCCAGCCCCGGCCCCGGCCCCAGCCGCUGCUGCCGCCGCCGCUCCGCUGGUCUCGGCUCUCCGGGCCCCCAGCCCCCCGGCCGCGCUGUCCCUCCUGCGGCCCCGGCUGCCGGGCUACCUGCUCCGCGCGGACUGCCCGACACGUGCGGAGGGACUGACUCCCUGGACGGCCGGGGGGGAGUCGGCCGGGCCCCUCCAGGUGAAAUGGUUUGGGAUUAAGGAGCGCUCCCCGGGGACCCCGCGAUCGUCUGGACAGCAGCAGCAGCAGCAGCGCCAGGGCUGCGGGUGGGAAGCAGCUCCGGUGCCCCGAGCAGGAGCGAGAGGCGUGGGGGCUGGGGGCGCACGCGCGGGGGUGAGGGUGAGGAGUGUGUGCAGCAGCAACCCAGAGAGUGCGAGAGGGAGAGCGGAGGAGGAGGAGCAGCAGCGGGAGGAGGAGGUGGCGGCCGCCGCGUCCGUCCGGCAGCUGCGGUAGCGGCGGCGGCGGCAGAGGCAGCAG